Aspergillus clavatus NRRL 1 is the source of this 762-nucleotide messenger RNA. RefSeq names its product demethoxyubiquinone hydroxylase family protein. The record is from RefSeq and is a predicted model, not a curated record. The transcript has a single exon. Gene Ontology annotation, molecular function: 3-demethoxyubiquinol 3-hydroxylase activity. Bases 1 to 762 code for a protein of 253 amino acids. Gene Ontology annotation, biological process: ubiquinone biosynthetic process. Gene Ontology annotation, cellular component: mitochondrial inner membrane. Lineage: Eukaryota; Fungi; Ascomycota; Eurotiomycetes; Eurotiales; Aspergillaceae.
AUGAAUCCGCUACCCUCCUUACGACGAUAUCCUCGGUCUUCCCGGUCAGCCUCGCCAUUGCUCCUCGACUUUCUCGCUCCCUCAAUUCUGCGCCACAAUCAACCUCGCUACAGCUCUACAAACGCCUCGAGCCACUUAGGUUCUAACUCUGGGUCUGCAUCCGGAGCUGGAUCUCAAAAGCCAAAAUAUGUCCUGAAUAAGAAACAGCGGGAGUACCUCGACCGUGCGCUUCGCGUCAACCAAGCCGGCGAACUUGCAGCGACUCUAAUCUACACUGCACAAACUCCUCAAGUCGUGCGCUCGCACCCUCAUCUCCGACCCUUGAUGAAGCACAUGUACGAUCAGGAAGCUGGACACUUCUCCACCUUCAACAAUCUCAUCGCCAAACACCGGAUUCGGCCCACGGCCAUGUACCCGGUCUGGGAGGUGGCAGCGACGUUCCUCGGGUGGUCAACAGGCGUCAUGGGGCGGGAGGCUGCGAUGGCAUGCACGGAGGCGGUGGAGACGGAGAUCGGGUCCCAUUACAACGACCAAGUACGAGAGAUUCUUUCGUGGGAGGCAGACGCUCAGAGCCGCGGGGAGGAACUGGACGAUGAACUGAAGGAGAUGCUGGCGACUUUUCGGAGGAUCCGGGAUGAGGAGCUGGAGCAUUUAGAUCAUGCUGUUGAGAAUGAUGCCAAAGAGGCUCGGCCGUACGAUCCCUUGGUCAAUGUGAUUCGGCUGGGAUGUAGGACGGCAAUCAAGAUCACGGAGAGGGUAUGA